Messenger RNA from Gadus chalcogrammus (walleye pollock), 1748 nucleotides. RefSeq names its product interferon-induced protein 44-like. The coding region runs from base 592 to 1425 and encodes 277 amino acids. The transcript is spliced from 9 exons. The record is from RefSeq and is a predicted model, not a curated record. Lineage: Eukaryota; Metazoa; Chordata; Actinopteri; Gadiformes; Gadidae.
UGUGGCUGGAGCAGCCUCCAAUAAGGUAUUGCUCCCCUUGUGGCUAUGUAUAGUAUUUACGGCUUAUAUGUUUGGUCCUGCUUCAUUUUGGUCUAUGUGUGGGUAGCUUAGAUUCUUAAAAUACGUAGCAAUAUCAUAUUUUGUAGUGGAGUUUAAUUAGACCUAGGCUACAAAGUCCACCAAUGCUCGAGAAACAAAACGAGAAGAUACAGUAUCGUUUUUGUGGCAAUCAACGCAACUCAGUGAAAGUGAAAGUACCGAAUCGACACUUUCAUUUCCCAGGAAGGCAGCGAGGAUUCACAGCAACUGUCAUUCAGAACAUAAGCCUAGACGCUAGACGCUCAGACAACAGGUAUAGAAUGGCGUUCGGUUUUGGCGCGGCCCAACUGGAAAGGUCAAUUCGUGAUCCCAUAACCUCAAAUUUCGGUUGUGUCACUUUAGCUGGGCCUAGCCCUGCUCAGAAAUCCAAACCAACUUAAAAAAGUUACAGGUUCCUCUGACUCUGGAGAUAACCUGGAAUCAACCUUCCCGGAGUUGUUAGUGAAGUCUUUGAGAGAUAUUCAGUGGACGGAUGACCACAAGCAAGAGCUGAUGUCGAAGAUCAGUUUGUACAAAACCAGCAGCGGGGCGCCAGCCCGCGUGCUCCUCCUCGGUCCCGUGGGUUCUGGGAAGUCCAGCUUCAUCAGCUCGGUCCAGUCUCUCUUCUCAGGAAGGGUCCUGAACCAUGCCAUGGUGGGCUCAUCUACGGCCGGAUUCACCAAGAAGCUGCAGUCCUUCACUAUCCAGGGUAAGAAAGGGGAGUUGCCUACGGCACUAACCAUGUGUGAUGUCAUGGGUCUGGGAGAGGGGGAAGGCACCGGAAUCAGUUUCUAUGACAUCCUGGCUGUCAUCAAAGGCCACACCCCCGAAGGACACAAGUUCAGCCCCAGCCAUCCGCUGCACCCGAGCACCGCGGGCUAUCUGGAGGAGCCCAGCCUUGCAGACAGGGUGCACUGCGUUGUGUUUGUGUUGGACGCCUCCCGGCUGGCCUCCUACUGCAGGGGCCUCAGAGGAACCUUCCAGCAGCUCCGCGAUCACAUCAGUGAACUGGGGGUUCACCAGGUGACGCUGUUAACACACAUCGACAAGGUGUGUGCUAUGACAGCAAGGGACGUGAAGAAUGUAUACGAGAGCCCAACCGUCCAGCAAAUGAUGUCCAAGGCAGGGGAGAUGCUGGGUAUGUCCACCUCCUCCAUCAUGCCGGUGAAGAACUACUCCAGUGAGCUGAAGCUGGACAGCAACACAGACACCCUCCUGCUGUCGGCCGUAGAUCUAAUCCUGGAGUACGCCGACCUGUACUUCCAGGCCCAGGCCAGUGAGGGCCCCAAGAAAACUGAAAUAAUUCAGAGCACCACAUCGUGGAAUAUGGCUCCACUCAUGGGAUAGAGAGAAAAUGCCUUCCUUUAAUUUUUAAGUUUAUAAUAUUCUUGCUAAUUGUUUUAAAGGGUUUUUGUAACUUUUUUAGUAAUUUUUAUAUCAAAUACCAGGGAUUAAUAAAGUGCAUCUUAUAUUACAAGUAUGACGACAAUAAGAAUAAUGAGGAAGCUUAUUGUGUUUUUUCCGACAGUACCUGAAUUUGUGAUGUAAUUAAUGGGAAACAACAGAGUAAAACUUGGCAGCAGUCUUCAGUUAUGUGUGUUAUUCAGUGUGUGUAUGGCCACUCUCUGGCAAUUCUGUGCUUGAAUUUGUGGGUUUUAUUUGCAUCAUUU